Messenger RNA from Verruconis gallopava, 2170 nucleotides. RefSeq lists its product as uncharacterized. Lineage: Eukaryota; Fungi; Ascomycota; Dothideomycetes; Venturiales; Sympoventuriaceae. Gene Ontology annotation, cellular component: membrane. Gene Ontology annotation, molecular function: serine-type endopeptidase activity. The coding region runs from base 1 to 1938 and encodes 645 amino acids. The transcript is spliced from 3 exons. The record is from RefSeq and is a predicted model, not a curated record.
AUGUGUGGCGCUCUGGGCGCAAGUGGGCUAGCUCAUCCGAGCCCUACUGCAGGCUUCGCCGUCCUUUUCUUGCAGCUCAUCGACAGAUCAAAUUCCAAUCGAUAUAUCGUGCCGUCGCACAAUGCUGAGGUCCAUCCACCAGAAAUGAACAAUGCAUGGUCGAUAGCAAUCAGAUUGCCCUGUAAAGGGCCAAGAUCUAUUGCAGCUUUUCAAUGGCCAAGGUCGUUCCUAAUCCUUGGAGAACAUACCGUCUGCAGUAACGCCAUCAGUACAUCCAUUGCUCGGCAGCAACAGCAAUGGCUAAGCAGAAACUUUUCAACCGUACCAUCUCGAUUUGCGAAGUUUGGCAAAAGAAAUGUCAAACCGCGGCGUGAAGAACCCCGACCGUCGCUCGAAAAGAAUGCUUCCGCGUCGCUUCCGCCUACAUCGAAACCCGCUGAAUCUCCUUCUGGCAAGCCGGCCCAAGAAAGAGAGAAGGCACAGGUUCAUCUUUCACAAACACAGGUCGCCAGUAUUCUUGGUCCAGGCUUAACAUUCGAUCAGGGCAUGGAGUUGUUGCAAGAGCUUCAGUAUCGUAGAGUUACGGGUUCACUGUCGGACAAAGGCAUUGACUUUCCCGGUAGAUCGGAGUUCACGCGUGAUCACUGCACUAGGGCAUUGGAAUGGCUACGAGAUACAUAUCCUGUCGAUGAAGAAGCUGCAGCGGCAGAAUAUGCGGAAGAGUUGGCCGAAGCAUUGCGGAAGGAACUUGAGGAGCGGGCAAGGAGCUUGCGUUUGUACAAGAAGGUUGAUGCAGAGGCAGAGGAGUCCAAAGAACAAGAAGACAUCUACAUUGAUGAGCAUUAUGAUAAGAUACCGCUGCGGGAAGAUCAGACCAGGGAUAUAACUAGCGAAAGCGCUUUGAUGGCGCGCAAGGAGUAUGUCGAAGCGUCACGCAAGAAGGCCAAGAUAGAAGCCGAGAAAGAGGCUGCGGAGAGGGAAGCGCGAGGAGAAAAGCCCCCUGAAGCAUACAAAGGACAGGCGCUGGUUCUCGCGAAGCAGACGGCAAUCGCGGAUGCCAGCAAGAAGAAGCACGAGCGUUGGGAGAAACUCAAGCAAGAGGCUGAACUCAAAGAAGAGGAUCUAUUCGCGGAUCGCUCAGCCUUUAGUCGUCUUUGGGCACCUACGCUUCUGGGGCUUACUGUGGUAGGAUUAUCUUGGGCAUAUGCAGAGUCUUACGAGCCACCGAAGAGCUCGAUGCGUAUCUUCCCAUCCAUAUCUCCAGCUGCAGCGACUAUCUUCACUCUCGCAGGCAUAAAUCUCGCUCUUGUGGUGCUCUGGCGUCAUCCGAGUGCUUGGAAAAUGAUGAAUCGGAACUUCCUUCUCUCACCUGGACAUCCUCACGCAUUCAGCAUCGUAGGCAGCCUGUUCAGCCAUCAGCAAUUUUCCCAUUGGAUGUGGAACAUGAGUAUGCUCUAUGUCAUUGGCAUUCCUUUGCACGAGGAAGUCGGUCGCGGCGCCUUCCUCUCCAUAUAUCUAUCUUCCGGAGUCCUAGGCUAUCUUACCAGCCUAACCUUCAAUGUCCUCACAAAAUCCUAUCUCAGCGCCACCCUGGGCGCUUCUGCGGCUAUCUUCGGUCUUGUCGGCGCUUAUUUUACCAUCUCGGAGACCCGCAAACUCAAUCUUCCGAAGUUUAUGGGAGGCGAGAUCGAAUACUCUAGCUGGCUGCCACUCGCGACAAUCAUUGUGUGGGAGCUAGUACGUUGGAGGAUGAACAGGUUUGUCAUCGAUGGAGUAAAUGGUGGUACCGACUAUUUGACCCAUUUGGGAGGCGUGUCUGCUGGAGCUUUCAUUGGAUGGGUGUUGAGAAAACGACUUGAAGCCGAGAGAGCGGAAGACGAGUUAGUCCGUCAAACUUCCGGUGAGCUAUCGGCAAGUGAGCUGCAAGACAUUAGGUGACAGUCAUCUCGUGCUGUCCGCUGUACCAUUAUGUACGAUUAUCUCACAUCACUCGCGUGCGACAGGUAAAAUCACCAGGAAAUCAUCACUUUGAUAAACCGCUCUGGUCGUGCGGGUCCGGCGUCUCCUAAUUUGCUGUCCUUCACAUCUACGUGACAACAACUGCGUCCAUAAUGUUGACUAGCCAGAUCGUUAUCGACCGAGCUUAUGAGUACCCAUGGACGAGUCGUCC